Molecule: messenger RNA, 1955 nt
Organism: Amoebophrya sp. A25
Lineage: Eukaryota; Dinophyceae; Syndiniales; Amoebophryaceae
Source: the annotation of a GenBank genome assembly
CGAGAAUGUAGUAUGAGGCGAAGGAUACGUACUAAUCAAGUUUCGGUGGAGCGCAAAUACAAGGUUGUUCAACUUAUGAUGUGGGCACGUCUCUUCUUGCAUUCGUCGUCAAUCGGCACAGUACUCGGCGCAGUGUCGCCUCCGUCCGCACCUCUUGAAGGUUAUCAUGUCAGUCAUGCGUCGAGCAAAGGCAGCACGAAUUCGCAACUCGGGAAUUUUUAUGCCGGAUCAAGCGUUGUAACGGUGGAGCGUCCGCUCACGAGGAAGGUUGCAGAUGAGGUUACGGCAUUGCUAUCCGGUGUUGGACGCACAGAGGAAGCGAAGACGGUAAUAUUGAAUGUGGAUAUCGCUUUGAAACUCAUCGAAGGCGCAUACUGGUCGUCUGCUGUAAGCAGCUCGAGGAUAGCAUGAGUAGUAAGCAAGAGUGUAGACUUCAUUUUCAAUCAUGAGCAGGAAUAUGUCCAUAGAAGGAGCGAACUUCUAAAUGAUAACCUCAUGAUUGAACACGCCACAGGUAGCAAAGCUGUUGGGCGCCGCCGCUGCUGAUGAGGAAUUGACAUUGGCUGAAGCAAAUGAAGAAGGGACAGGAACAGGAUUGCCUCAGCUUACUAGUGAGAGAGCGGAACAUAAAAAAGGAGAAGAUCCACCGGUCGUGGUACUAGAUGAAGUGGAGAAUAUAAAGAUCUUGGGAAACCGCCAACAUUCCUCCACCUCGACUCCAUCAAAAUCAAGCAAAACCUCUACCGACAAGAAGAUCAUCACGGACCAUGAUCAACAAGUUCAGGAUCCGCAUGCUGCUCCGCCGAUCGUGUACUUUCGAGAGCCCGAGCUCGCAUCUGAGAACGUCAUCGAGGAUGCGUUGGUUAGUAUGCAACGACGACAGCUAGUACAGAUGGAGGAAAGAAUUGGGCAGGACGAGGCCGCAGCACGCGACAUCGAACGCAAUGAGGUGACGAGGAAACAACGCGAAAUUCGCACGUUGGAACUGCAGAUCUUAAGGCAGGCUGUUGUUCUUUCCAUCUCCAAUCUAAAAUAAUCGAAGACCAACGCUGGUCUUGCUCCUGUACUAAGUGCAACAACUUGCUACACGUACGUAGUAGAGUCUUCACAACUAUAUGAUCAACCCAUCUCGUCUAAGUCCUGAGCGCCUGCGGAGAGACAUCUCGCGAGCUGAAGAAAGAGCCUCACGGAAGCGCGCAUCAGCGGAGCAGAAGAGGGAGCAGGCAGAACGAAUUCGAGGCAGGAUAGGAGAGCUGACCACCGCCAUGCAGGAUGCCAGAGCUGAGCGAGCGAAGGAGAUGGGAAGGCAAAGCGCAGCCGACAGGAUCUCCAAGUUGCUUCUCGAUGCAACGUUAGGCACCAAGAAGAACGAUAGCGAUAGUAGUAGCACGAAGGCCAAGGCCAGUAAUGCAGGAGGUAAUACUGAGAUUGACAAUCCACGAACCUCCACGAAUCUCGAGCCUGAAGAUGUUGCAGGACUUCAUACGAGAACAGACUCAGCGAAGAUGGAGCUGUAAAAUCCUGAUGGAGUGAGGCUUGUCCUUGUCUCUUGGAUUCUUCUAGUAGUGUUCCCAAACGAAUCACUGAGAAGUUUGUGUCAAAAGUCAACUGUUGUUGUCUGUGAAAAAAUCCAUUUUAUUCGGCCAAGGCAUGCUCGCAUUGUCAUUUUGGGUCAAUGCUUGUGAAACGAGGAAGACCAUGUUAUUUCGCAGAAACUAAAAAGCGACUUUCUUUUUCCUGAUCCUGCAGACUAAAAUUGUACCCAGCACGAAGUGCAUGUGCAGACUUUGAUGAGCAGACGCAUACACAGCUAUGCAUUUUAAUGUUUUCUAUGUAUCUAUUGAUUGUUCUUCAGGGUUGGGGGUCUGUGUUCUCAAGAUGGUGCUCUGUUGCAAGCCACAAUCAAUUUUACAGAUCUUUGCAAGUACUCAGAAUUCUGUUCUCCAACAAUCUCG